Molecule: messenger RNA, 1530 nt
Organism: Paramuricea clavata
Lineage: Eukaryota; Metazoa; Cnidaria; Anthozoa; Malacalcyonacea; Plexauridae
Source: the annotation of a GenBank genome assembly
AUGGCAUUGGCAUUUCGAAGCCGCGAAAUUGGUGUUAAAGAUACAAGUCACGCGGCAAACGUACCUGAUAACCCUAAAGCACGUUUGAUGUACUACGUUGGCUGUGUUGAAGGUGUAAGUAUGCCUUAAAAUACGGUCGCAUGAUGUAGUUUCACUUUGUGUGGCUCUUUUCAUUCCUCAUCAACGCAACCCAUUCCUUUAGCCGCCUUUGCUUUGCAUGUUACCCUUCUAGUGUCAGUUCAGUGACGCUCCGAGAGUCCGGCGUCCACGGCGCCUUUCGCUUCUGAGUCUGUCAAUGAAAAUGUCAUGAAAAAAGUCCAGUCAACGUUCUACUGAAGAUUGUGGGUUCUCCAUGAACAAGCUUUCGUUGGUAGGGAUGCAAUACCUGAAAAUAUAAGAAGAAUUUCGACGUUUCGAGCGAAGGCCCUUCGUCUGGAGUUACCAUAGCUUGGCUUAGUCUAACCCAAUCCAUCGUAGCUGUGCUAUAGCUUUCGACUCCAUCAUGUUUUCAGAUUGUUAUACAGUCAGUUCUUAGUCACAAAUUAUACAUGUAUAGUGUGUAUCAGAGAAAAUAGGCAUAGCAAUUGCAUGGCACCACAGACAGUCGAGGAGAAUGUAUCUCCAAUUGCCAUUGGCAUUGUUUUGCGCGUUACCGCGCGUACCUGUGAUACGACCUCUAAAGUUCUGCAGUCACAAUCAUAUAUAUACUGAAUGAAUUAAUGAAUUAAUCGUUUCGUAGCUUCCAAUGUGUCAAUCAGCUUUUUAUAAUCUUAUAACAAACUAAACAUUUCAAUACAGUGUUCAUGUCGCGACGUUUUGCUUCGACAAGUUUUAAGAAAGGCUGAAUUGCACGCAUCAUUAUAUCAUGGCAGUCUCGGCUAUUUUUGCUCAGACUCAGUAAUAUAAAGUGAGACACACACAUUUAACGAUAGUUUCGUGAAUCUGUUCUCGGAGUCCAGAGAAUUCACCCAACUACCGAAAAGAAUUGAGAAUAGUUUAAUUAACAAAGCGAUCUGAUGUUGUACAGAAUUAACAAAUCGCGAGUUAUAUUAUAUGACAUAUAAUUAUAUAGGGUUAGACUAUGGCAAUCAAUUUUGAAUGAUUAAAAUAGAUUGUCUUCUCUUGUUAUAUAUUUAGGUUCUUAAGUCGAGUACAGAACACGUAGGUCCGAAAUAUAUGGACUACAACAAUUACUACCUGAGCGACGACGAGACCCGCACAUUGAUUAGCUUUUGCGAAACAUUUUCUCCCUCAUUUCUGGAAGACAAGUGUUUCUUUCGCAGUCCUGAGUUGUGUCAAGGUAAACCCAAUCGCUUUCUCGAGCUUUCAUCAAAAGAAUUGACGUUUGCAACCGCCCGAAGUGUUGUGGUGAUGGGAAAAGAAGCUUUUGUGGCCAAGAUCAUGGUUUACAAUGAUACAUGGAGAAGAUAUUAUUAUGAUGAUCCUUUGUAUGAAGUGAAGAGAAGUCUCAGACCUCCCUCGCCAACCUACACCACAAGACGCCGAAGUAAUAGCUGCAUUAUUAUAUAA